CGGCAGAGACGCACCGCCGCGGAGACACUCUUCGCUUCGCGGGCUCUGCGGCGCUCUCGCUCGCUCCACCAGCACCAUGCGUUGCGUCGCCGUCGCGCUCGUGGCCCUGCUGGCCCUGGCGGCCGCCCCCGCGGACGCCCUGCGCGCCCUCAUGGUGUUCCCCUUCGCCGCGCACAGCCACAACACCAUGUUCAAGGGCAUGGCGGAGGCGCUGGUGGACCGCGGCCACGAGGUGGUCAUGUUCAGCCCGUUCCCGCGCAGCAAGCCGCGCGCCAACUACACGGACAUCAGCACGGCGAGCGGCGAGUCCCUGGUGGGGUCGGUGGACUUCGACAAGCUGACGCCCGUCACGGUGGACGUGCCCGCCCUGGUGCCCUACAUGUACAUCAAGGCCAUCCACGAGAUGGGCGGCGACCACCUGUGCCGCCAGGUCUUCUCCAUGCCGGAGCUGCAGAAGGCCCUGGCCGGCGGCUACGGUCGCUUCGACGUGGUGUUCACCGAGGCCUUCGCGUCGGACUGCUGGGCAGCCAUCCCCCACGCGCUGCAGCUACCCGCCAUCAGCCUGGCGUCCGGACCCGACUGGCCCUGGAUCCACGAGCGCAUGGGCUCCGUCGACAACCCCUCCUACAUCAUCAACGUCUUCACCACGUUCAAGGACCCCAUGUCCUUCUGGGACCGCCUGCGCAACACCGUCUUCGCCACGUCCAUCAACUACUUCUUCCAAAGCAAGCUCCAGGACGGCUCCGACGCGGUGGUGCGCGAGUUCUUCGGCGACAAUGUCCCUCCGCUGCGCGAGCUGGUCAAGAACACCAGCCUGCUGCUGCUCAACCGGCACGAGAGCAUCAACGCGGCGAGGCCCACGCCCCCCAACAUCGUGCACGUCGGCGGCCUGCACAUCGCGCCUCCGCCCGGCACCCUGGACGCCGACCUACGGUCCUGGAUGGACGGCGCGGAGCACGGCGUCAUCUUCUUCUCGCUGGGCUCCAUGCUCAAGGCCGCCAGCAUGCCCACCCAGAUGCGCGACACCCUGGUGGAGACGUUCCGGCGCAUCCCGCAGCGCGUCGUCUGGAAGUUCGAGGCGGACAUCCCCAACCUGCCGGACAACGUCAGGAUCUCCAAGUGGCUGCCCCAGAUGGACAUCCUCACCCACCCCAAGACGGUGCUCUUCAUCACCCACGGCGGCCUGAUGGGCACGCUGGAGUCGCUGCACUGCGGAGUGCCUAUGAUGGGCAUCCCCCUGUUCGCGGACCAGGGCGUCAACAUGGACAUGUACCGCGGCCUGGGCAUCGCCGAGAGCAUCGACCGCUUCAACAUGGACGUCGACACCACCGUGGCCACCAUCAAGAAGCUGCUGGACGGCGGCGGGUACUUGAAGCGGGCGCGCGAGAUGAGCGCCGCCUUCAAGGACAGGCCGCAGCAGGCCGCGGACCAGGCAGUGUGGUGGACCGAGUACGUGGUGCGCCACCGCGGCGCGCACCACCUGCGACCCAGCAGCGUGCGCCUGCCCCUCUACCAGUACCUGCUGCUGGACGUCAUCGCCUUCCUGGUGCUCUGCUCCGCCGUGGCCGCCACCCUCGUGUGGGUCGCCCUGGUGGCGGUGGUCAGGCGGCUGUCACGCGUCGCCGCCAGCACCAAGGCCAAGAAGGCCUAGCGCGCCGCGGCCGGGCGAAUCUCAACGAACUGCGCAUGCAGGCUGCUUCCGACGGCCUGUCUCUGUCGCGCCCACACCUAUAGGACGCCCCAUGAGUGCGAGAGAGACAGAGCGACGACUCUCGGGAUCGGUCCGCUGAUUGCACGAUAGCGAGGCGUCAAGACGGCGACCUUGUCCUUGGUCGAGGACACUUGUAUAUCGGCUGCGGCACUGCCGCCAACCCGAACCAGGAUCUCACGACGCACUGCUGUGAUUGGCUGGCACCGACACCAGUGGGAGUAAAUUAUUUAUUGAACGAUGACGAAAUAAAUUGGCGGACGAUGACGACA
This is a messenger RNA of Thrips palmi, 1980 nucleotides long. RefSeq names its product UDP-glucuronosyltransferase 2B15-like. The transcript has 6 exons. NCBI's taxonomy places the organism in Eukaryota, Metazoa, Arthropoda, Insecta, Thysanoptera, Thripidae. The record is from RefSeq and is a predicted model, not a curated record. Gene Ontology annotation, molecular function: UDP-glycosyltransferase activity. The coding region runs from base 77 to 1651 and encodes 524 amino acids.